Messenger RNA from Esox lucius (northern pike), 5142 nucleotides. Its product is annotated as zinc finger CCHC domain-containing protein 2. Lineage: Eukaryota; Metazoa; Chordata; Actinopteri; Esociformes; Esocidae. Bases 189 to 3506 code for a protein of 1105 amino acids. The record is from RefSeq and is a predicted model, not a curated record. The transcript has 14 exons. Gene Ontology annotation, molecular function: zinc ion binding; nucleic acid binding.
CACCGGAGUGCCGUCUCUACAGAGGGGGAAAAAACUACAGCUUGUCGCCGAGUCACUCUGAUUAUUACAAACCACUGAAACAUUUUUUUAUUGCUUACGUCGAUUCUGCUUUACAAAACGGUUACUCGAGCAAAGGAUGUAUAUUUACCCGUAAUUUACACCUUGAAUGUUUUCUAGUCGAGCUGAUAAUGCUUAAAAUGAAGCUGCUCAUGAGAACGGCGGAGGAAGGAGGAGACGAUACGGCCGAGGACGAGGAACAGCCCGAUCUCCAUAUUCCCCGAUCGGUCCCUUCCACUGUCUCCGACAGGCUUGAAGAUUCCUCAAGAAUUUCAGGCUAUCCACCUCGUUUGGAUAAAGAGACCGUAUUUGAGUGGUUUGGUUUGCAUUUAAAUCCUGCAAAGAGGAUCGAGUUCAUGUGUGGACUGCUCCAUAUGUGUCAGCCGCUUGAGCUCCGGUUUUUGGGCUCCUGUCUGGAGGACCUAGCACGGAAAGAUUACCACGUUCUCCGGGAUUCCGAGAUAAGGGCAAAUAGUCCGAAUGAUUUGACCAUUUUAUCGGAUGUUAUCGACCCUGUCGUGAGAUCCAAACUGCUAGUCUACUUGUCUCUACUAGGAUCUGACAGCAGGGAGUGUGCGGGAAUACUAUUUCGGAUAUUAGGCCAUAUGGAUCCCGCCUUGUUCUACAAAAACGAAUCUGUUUCUCACUUCAUGGACCCGUCUCAACAUCACCUGUUCCAUCGUCCGUGUGCGGACGGAAAAACAUUCGGGAGAACAGAACAAAAUUGCGGGCUUCCAAUGCCAAUUGAGACAGCGGUCGGACCCUUGGAGCAGUUGGCGCUGCUUUUUACUAUGGCCUCACUGCACCCAGCGUUCCCUUUUCAUCAAAGAGAAACAGUUCUACAGCAGCUGAACAAAAUUGAACUUGCUUUAGAAGAGCGGCAGCAAAAUCAGCAUAGAAUAAACGCCCAGCACAACAAGGCCCAGAAGGCAGAAUACCAGGGCCCAGCAGCCGUCAGCACCGUGGCUAUGCUGGACGAGAGGACACAAGGUCAAGGAGAGGCUCGCCGUGCCAGCCAGACAGCCCCCAGCAGGAGGGCCCAGAGGGAAGCCGUCCACAUAGAGAAGAUCGUGCUGAAAAGGAUCACCCGCACUAGAACAGACAGGGAAUACAACUUUGAGGUGAAGUGGUCUGACUGUUCAUCCAGCCUUGUCACUAAAACACACCUUGAACUGGAGAACUUCUUGUUGAAGCUUCCAAAGGAACAGUCCACGGAGUCAUUUGAGAAGGGCCUCCUUCGGCUACUCAACCAAGGAGAGUCUUAUGAGAGCAGGGAGGUGGAGAGAAACCUCAAGGAAACGUUUCUUUUGGCUCCGCAGGCUUUCAGAAAGACAACAAAGGUCUGUGGCUUCUUCCAGUGUGACUCCUCUUCUUCUUCCAACCCCAGCGGCAGCAGAUAUACCCCUGGGCCCCUGGUGAAACCCUCCAAGUUGGACUGUUCUGAGGCAUCGAGCCAGGAGGAAGGUGUGUAUUUGGAGCCGUACGUUCAAGGGCAUCGGAGGAAACAUGGCAGCAGAAGCCCCAGCCUUUGCAUUCCCAAUGCCAAAAGUUCCCAGGGGGAGAAGAGUCGGAGGGGGCCUCACAGCUCUGAGCACAACGGCCUGCCUGACUGGAGGAGAAAGAGUUGCACGCUCAAACCCAACCAGGACGCCUCCACAGAGCUGUGUCAGGGCCGAGAGAAGAGAAGCAGUCACCCUGUCGCUCUUGAACCCAACAGGGAAAAGGGGAAAAAGGGAGGGGGAAAAGAAGUCUACCUGACCAAUGGGAGCAUGGUCCCACAAGGUUCUCGGGGAGUGUUGCAGUCAACAGGAAAAGACGCAAGCUCCUGUCAGGACGUGUAUGGAGACACCUCGUCUGAGAGCUACAGCUCCCCCUCCAGCCCUCACCACCACGGACCUGAGAGCCUCGACAGCGAGGAUGAGAAGGACAAAGACACAGAUAGUCAUUCUGAUGACUCCAGUAGCCAGGGCCGAGCGGACGCCUUCUACACCUGCCAGGAGGUUCCAGCGGGGGCUGCGCCGACCACCCACCCCCUGGCCACUGCCAGGCCCGCCGGGGAGCCCCACUGCCCUGAGACCAACCCGGACUACCCCCCCAUCACGUUCCUGCACCCACUGCCCUACAUGCUGCCCAACGGCUCUCUUUCCGUGGACGUCCUGCCCGACAACAAGCCAGGCCCGAGCAUGAUCAUCCAGGUUCCCGUGGUCCUCCGAGAGCCCUUGCCCACCGCCGUGCCAGGGGAUCAGGAGAAGAGAGAUGCCCCUGCCACAGUGCCCGUUGUCCUGCCAGGGUUCAGUUCCCCUGGCCUGGCCUUACACCCCCCUGGCAGUCCCGCCCUCCCGCCCCAUGUCCAGCGCUUCAAGACAGCCCCCCCCCAGGCCACUGCCAGCCCGGAGAGCGUGAGCACCCCUCCCGCUCACCAGCCCCCGGUGGGUGCAAUCAACGUGCUCGCCCCCGGACAGCCCUACCCUCCCCCGAUGCAGGCCGCGUACCCCGACCCUGCCAACGCCCCCUUGCCACCCGCCGUCCCACUGGGGGAUCCGAUGAUCGGCCACGCCAAGCUUCAAGGCAUGGCCCUGCCGUCGGCCCUGCCCUCCCCGUACUCGAUGGCCCCCAUCCCCACCUCCGUCAUGGCCACCCUGGGGGCCGGGGGGCCCGGAGUCUCGCCCGCUGCCGGACAGGUGCAGGCGCUGGCACCCCCGGCCGUGCCCACUCACACCCCUGGGCCGGCGCCGAGCCCCAGCCCGGCCCUGACCCACAGCACGGCGCAGAGCGACUCCACCUCGUACAUCAACAGCACCAGCUGCUCCAGCAACCCCGUUGCCCAGCAACAGCAAAAGCAGCAGCAGCAGGCCGGUCCCCAGCAACAGCCCAUGUGCUGCGGGGCUUGCGGUUGCCGGGGCGGCUGCGGCGCCAGCCACUCGGCGCCGUCGUUCUUCUUCCCCCACCAGAUGGCGCCGAGGCAGGUGUUUGGCGUGCCGCCCAUCUUCCAGCUGACGUCCCUCUGUAGCAGCAGCUACCUCAGCCAGCCGCCCCCGCAGACCAACGGCCAGGCCCAGCUGCCCUUCUUCCCCCCCGCCCCGGCCCCCUACGCCGGCCAGACCAUGAUGCACACGCACCCCCACUCCCACUCGGACCACGUGCUGAGCGCCCAGCAGGGCUACGGCCUCCAGCAGAUGGCGUCGCCCUUCGGCCGCUUCUACUCGCACGUGUACCCGUCCGGCAUGGGCAUGGUGGCCGGGGCGGGGGGCGGAUGCGGCGGCGGCGCCCUGGGGGGAGCGGUCGGCGUCAACAAGAAGAACGGCAGUGUCUCGUGCUACAACUGUGGGAUAAGUGGGCACUACGCACAGGACUGCAAACAGCCUCCCGUUGACUCGACACAGCAAGGUGGCUUUCGUCUGAAGUACGCUGCCUCCCACUCUACCGACACACUAGACAACACAGACUGAAUAUGCCUUCUAGUUCCUCCAUCUUGUUCCGAGCGCUCCGAGACCUCUAAGUAUCGAGUGGACUCAAUGUUUCUCUGUCCUUGACAUUUUUUGGAUUUACAUGUUUAAAGAGCGUAUGCAAGGAGGGUCCUGAAUACUUGUGCCUGAGACGUCCUUGAUGUUCCUGUCACUGCUGAGAGCAAAAGCUGUCUCGUUUCCAUAUAGCCAAGGAUCUCAACUCUGACUUUCAUUCAGGUUGAGGUGCGAUGCCUGAAGGUGGGAUGCACUUCCCGACUACAUUGUCAAUUUUGGUCUGUACUUCAAAUCAUAAGUACUUGCCUUUCAUACCUUGGUCCUGUGAAGUCAAGUGACAAAGCCAAAGGGGGAGGGAAGAGAGCAAUUAAUUUUGUGUCCAACGUUUUGAGCAACAAGGAAAUGGUUGGUUGUUGUAAUGGAUGGAAGUGUAUUAAAGAGGAAGUCUGGAUUUCAGCCAGCAAAAAUGAAUUGGUGACUUUAGGUAGGGCAAAUAUGAGUAUAAAGGUAAGCUGUUAUGCUUUUCCAUGUUUCAUGUUUAGACUGAAAACGACUCAGAUGUAGUCAGACCGCCAUUCAGCUUCCAUGCAUCACUCCUUGAUCCAUAAGCAUCAAAGUCAAGAUGCUUGGCUAGUUUCCAUGGAGAAGCUCCCCCGUACCCCCAGUGGCUUUUGGUAUUUUGCACUGAAGACUGGGCACAAGACAGCAGCUCAUGUUUACUAACUUAUUUCUUAUAUUAUUAGAAAAUGAAUAAAGACACUACAUCUCUAAGAGUAUGGGAGCUUCUGAAAGAUGAUUUUGUUCUCAGAAAACAUGGGGAUCCAGAAAGAUCUCAGUUAAAGACUUUCCUAUACUUUGUUUUUUACAAUGGUAUAUUUAUGCUUAUACUGUUCUUUUGACUAGGAUUUGUAUUGUUUAACUGUACAGCUACAAAAGAUUAAUGCAAACAAAAAGUUAAUGUAAAAAAAAUAUUUCACUAUUUCGCUGCAGUGUUUUUGAAUGUACAACCUAUUUUUGAUUUCUUAAUGUUAAGGAAUCUUGAAAUAUCAGAAAAGGUUUCUUAAAGCAUUUGCCACUUGAUAUAAUGUGAAACGCAUAGUAACAUGUUCUUAAUCAUCAUGUCUGUCACGUCAAAGUUAAAUGCUGCUGUGUUUUUAUUUUGUUUUUUUUUUGGCAAUAUGCACUAUAUCUACCAGGAAUUCUGAAGUCUUUCAAGUGCACUGAAACAGUCCUGAAACAAAACUAGAGUCAAAUGUUAUUGCAGCAGUGACACUCUCCCAAUAUAAUCAUGUGCUUAACUGCUGGUCCUCCAUCCAGUAUUUUGAAAUGUUGUGCUGCAAUGCCGAGUUGGGACACUAGUUGUCACUCUUUGGAGCAUCAGUGGUUUGAGUGAAUAUGCUAUACUAUCAUUGAUAACGCUGUUCUCUAAAUAACAAUUUCCUUUAGACAUUUCUAGAGGACUGUAUGCCAAGGCAUAUGUUUUAUAGCCUUUGUUUAUUUCCCCUGACACGCAGCAGUGAAAUCUGACUAUUGGCAUAUGUCAUUGAAAAUAUACACAUCUGUACAUACAAGCUACAAAUGUACAGUAUGUUUAAUGAGGGUUAUAAAAAAAAAAUAUGAGUUG